This is a messenger RNA of Polistes dominula (European paper wasp), 3104 nucleotides long. RefSeq lists its product as uncharacterized. The record is from RefSeq and is a predicted model, not a curated record. NCBI's taxonomy places the organism in Eukaryota, Metazoa, Arthropoda, Insecta, Hymenoptera, Vespidae.
UAACAAUAUAAAUUGAUAUUACAUAACCUAUAGAGAUUGGCAUUAUCAAUAUAAUCAACUUUAGUGGUAAACAGAAGUGACGUAUUUACUUUAUAAAGAGGUUACAUCUUAACAAAUAAUAAUAUGGAUGAUAUACAAAAGAAAAUUCAUAAUUAUAUUAUGAAAGAGAAUCAUAAGGAUGGUGAAUUAAAAUUUCUCACAGCUCGUACAACCAUAGAAAAUACGAUAAAGAUCAAUAAUUUGAGUAAAUCUUUAUCAGAAAUUAUUCUUGCUUUUAAUCUCGUAAAUGAAGAUACCAAAUUAGUUGUUAAUUCAAAAUGCAUAGAAGUAUACAAGUACUUAAUGUUAAAUACUAAUUUCACUGUACAAGAACGUUUGGCUGAAGAUUUGACUCAUGGACAUUUAAUCGAUAUGUGUAACACUUUGUCACCGUAUUUAUUUAUACAAAUUAUCUGGAAAUUGAAGUACGAGGAUAUUUUAUUGGAAUGUAUACUUCAUUCACCAUUAGAAUUGUGUAUUGAAAUAAUUGACAUCGUUAGAAGGUCCAUCGAAGAACUUGAAUAUGAACGAGCCAUCAAUGUCAUAUUUCAAUUAAUAAUAAAUAUUUAUAAGAAAUUGAUUUUAAUCGAAAAGAAUGGUAGUCAGUCGUUACAUAUAGAAGAUAAUAUGAAAAGUAUGACUGCUCAUUUUCAAGAAUUAUUAUUAUUAUUGAGCAACGACAAAAUUAUUCGUAUGGACAAAAUCUCUGAUUUAAAGAAAUACGAAAGGUAUGGUCUGUUGUUAAUAAGAAUUAUUAAUAUGGUCAAAGAUUGUAUAGAAAAUAUUGAAAAUGAUUUGAAAAUAUCUGAGGAUAUUGAAAACAUGUAUAAAAUUACUUUUGGAAAUGAACCUAUCGUGAAAUGUGAGAAUUCUCUUAUUAUGGAAACUAUGGCAACGUUACGUCAAGAAUUGAUGAAUUUACUUUUAAAGAAAAUCAAAGAAAUUGAUUGCAACAUAUAUCUAGGAUGGGCAGAAUUAGAUGAUAAAGAAAAUCCAACAAUAACAUUACAAAAAGCUAUUGGAAAUGAAUGUUAUUAUUUAGUUGAAUUUUGUAAAAGUAACAAGGAUCUAGCAGACAACGAACAUUUGAUAGAAUGCUUGCAACAAUUAUCCUCUAAGCCAAUAUCACCUGAAAUUAAUUCUAUCUUUACUUUGGAAGAAUUGCGUUAUGGUACGACUCAAGGUAAAAAAGAAUGUGUCAAAGAAUUGAUCAGUCGAUACAAAGAAUGGGAUGAAACUACAAUGAAUUGUAUUGAUGUUCAAGAAAUGUCGAAAAAAUCAUUAUUGGAUACAUAUGAUUGUAUAAAUUUACUGGAUUAUCUUACCUUUGUACUUGAGCAACCAAAUAAUGAACAAUAUCUACAACGUGUUUACACAUUUGUUACGGAAAUAUUGAUACAACAAAAUUUACAAUCCAUUUAUUCUAUCAUAGUAGAAUAUAUAACUAAACACAAUGGUAAAAAAUGUUUAGAACUUUUGUAUAACGAAGAAACGUUUAAAGAAUUUAUCCUAAGAAAUACGAACAUGAAAUCGUUGAAAGUUUUGAAAAUAAUUCUAAUGUUCAUUUUAAAAAAUCCAAAUAACGUAUUAGAAAUUCUUUUAAAAAUAGCUAAUGGUUGUUCUGAAUACAAUCAUGUAAUGAUUACAGCAGAAGACAUAUUACUUUUAUCACCUAUAUGGAGCAUACGAAUAAAUGAAAAUGAAACUCUUUUGAGUAGUACAAUGAAAACUGUAUGUAUGGGGGAUGUUGAAUGGAAUAGAAAAAAAUUUAAAGAUCUAUUAUUUAUCUUGGUCGAUAAUGAGCUAUUGACAAUAAACGAAAUAAUAAAUAAUAUUCUGGUGUGUUACUUAAGUGAAAACAGAAGGUCGUUAAGUAACACACAUUGCAUACUUAAUUGUAUUAGAAAAAUGUUAGAUCAUAAUCUUGACGAACCGAUAACAGAAAUAAAUGCUGGUAAUUUACUUCUACCUCUUGGACGAACUAUGUCAUCGAUAAGAAAACGAACAGAUGUAUCGCGUUAUUUGAUUAACGACGUGAUCCAAGAAUUAAAUUUUCUAAUCUAUUAUGUUUUGGUAUAUCAUACGGAUAAUAUGGAUAAUUCAAUGAAAAGAUCUAUCACGAAAAAUUUCGACUGCAUCUUAGAGCCAAUAGAAAAAAUAUAUUUCGCAUCACUUUGGCCACCAUCGAGAAAUAAUUUUGAUCUGUUAGAUAAAAUUCGUGAUUACGAGAGACGUUGUUAUUUUGCUAUAAAUAUGCUUGAAAAUAAUCAAACAAUAUCAAACGAAUUAAAAACAUUUUUGUCGAAUUUAGAUCUCUUAAAAGAAGAUGUCAUACGUCAUAUGAUAUUACGUUCUACUAGUUCAGAAUAUUUAGUAUUAGCUGAUUCAUACAAAAAGUUGUUCAGUAUUGAUUUUUCUAUUUGCGUAUUUUAUAACAAUUUCUUACGUUUGACAAUGGAAACUUGUUCAUUCAGUUUGGAAUAUCCUUCAUUAUUACCAAAACAUUCAUUUACCUUUAUAUUGAAGAAUUGUGUUAAAUAUUUGCAAAAUAAUUUAUUCUCCGAGCAAUCUAGUAAUCCAGAUGAUAUUACGAAUAUUUAUAAAUCAGUUGUUGAAAAUAUUCGUUCGUUGGAUGUAACUAUAAAACGUCGUUGUUCUCAAUCAUAUUCUUUAUCAUUUACGAAUCUUUUCGUUUGUAUAAAUAAUAGCGAUAGCAUCGAUGAUGAUAAAAAUAACACGUCUACUACUACUACUACUACUACUACUAUUACUACUACUACUACAAUAUCAGAAACUCAAAUAAGAGAAUUUUUAAAUAAUGUAGAACGUUUUACCAAUCAAUCUAUAGAAUUGAACGAGUCAAACGAUCAAGAUAAUUGUCAAACCGAAAUUUCGACAAAUAUUUCCAGAUAUCAUUCAAUUUAUUUAUUUAUUUCGACAUGUAUUAAAGUACCAAAUUCGAAAAUUUACGAAUGUAUCGAUGUAAUGAAUAAUCUCUUUGCUUCCACAUAAUUUUAUUAUUCUCUUUUUUUUUUUUUUUUUCUAUUAAUUUAGAGAAACCUCUU